AUGCCGAAGGGAUCAGGCCAGCGGCCAGAAAAGCCACCGUUCAACUCGAACAAUCCCAAAGCAACUCCUCGACAGUUGGUCAACUUUAUCAACCUGAGGACGGCCCCCGGAGAGGAGAGUGGAUUUGAUGUUAAUACGCCGAGGGAUGUACUGCAAAGGGCAGCGGCCAGAUUAUGCGAGUCACGAGGAACUGAUGAUGUGGGCACAUCGCAAAUGAUGCAGCAAGGUACAGCCCCGUUGAAGCCACGGCUCAAACUCGUCCUGCGUCGUGAGCACCCCGAUGAAGAAGGGCCCGAAAGUAUUCCUGCGAGUGUCAGACAGACAGAGGGAACAAACGAGACGGGGCCGAUAAGUAGUCCUCUAUCCUCUGUCCAUGAAGAUGAGGGGACCAGUCCUGAAAAGGAGAAGGGAAAUAUGGAUUUGGGGCGGGGGAAUGGUGCAGGGAAUCGGAAGGAAGUGCACUUUAAUGAGACGGGUAGGCGAUCCAAUGUCGGACGAUUGGACCCGGUGGCAAGCACUUCGAACAAUCGUACUUCAGCCAAGCGUCGCCAAAUGGAAGAUGGGUUGGAGACAGCCGCCACUGGUCCCAGACGUGAUAGCCCAAAGAGAAAGAAGCUGCCCCCCAAACCAAUCGGUUGUGUCCAGUUCGCACCUGUGAUCUUGUCGGAGACAGCCCCCACUGCCGCCGGACGUAAUAGCCCAAAGAGGAAGAAGCAGCCCCCCAAACCAAUCGGUCGUGUCCAGAUCGCUCCUCUGAUCUCCCCAACUGGAAUAGAAUCGUUGGAAGAGUCCUUACCCAGUCAAGAACCUAUGAUCUGGUUUGAGCCAGAUCAGCCGCUAGAAUCAUCCUCCCCCGGCCUUACGUCGAGCUGGGUUCCUCUGAAGCCGACGCCAAGAAGAAUACCCUCACCAACGAAUGAAAAAGUACCAGAGGCCGUGGAUCCUUUUGUUGAGGCAGAGCUAGGCGAAAUUGAAAGUUUGCGUUUGAAAAAUAAUAAGCCGGCCGAUGACACGCUGAGUCAGACCGUUAUGCAAGUGAUGAGGACAUUACAAGUUGGGUUGUUGAGCUCGGGAUGGCAAAACCUUUGUGAUCCCCAAGGCGUUGAUGAAUCAAACUCGAGCAACCCGGAUGAGAGGGAUUUGGUGAGGGAAGAUCAGCCGACGCAUGUCUUCUUGGAUAAAUUAGUGCAGAGGGGUCUCAUCGUCCGAUCUGCGCCGCCUCAGUCUGAUCAAGCCGGCCUCCGCAUCAGACAGGUUCAAUUAGGACCUCUGUCCUCAAUCGAGAAACCAAUGGCCAUGGGAGCUAUUGAAUCAAGCGUUCCGGUAGAUACACUGAUUAUCUUCAGUCCGCCACUCUCCAACACCACCCAUGCCAUGGAGGGAAACGACCAUUGUCAGCCUGAAGAAAGAGUUGCUCAGCAGAUGACGAGCUCUACCUUUGCUUCUUCAAACGAUGUAGACUCAAGCCUUGAGUGUGAAUCAAAACUUUCAGAAACAAGCACUUGCCGCCUUUCCUUGCCGCGCUCCCGCCCGCCCGUGGAUAAGAACAAUUCGGAUCCUAAUCAGAUGUACCCAGAUAAUGUUGAGAAAAAUGACUCCACUAUCCGAAAUCACGAUUUUGCAGAGGUUUACAAAUAUGCCUAUCAGGCCUACCGUAAAGUCAAGCCAAUCAAGUGCUUUGGUUCCACCAGAGCUGCUGAAGUCCAUGAGACGGUCACCACGCUUGCCCCAGCUGAGGACAGUCAAAAUUUGAUUGAAAUUGGACCUCAAUCCUCCGCGUCGGCCAGCAUUAUCCCUGAUCUGUACGGAAAGUUAUCAGUCGCCCCUCAUUCACUGGCCUCGGCCGACAUUAUGCCUAUGGAUCUGGACAGAAAAUUCACCGUCGGACCUCAGUCAUCAGCCUCGGCACUUUUCCCCCCCAUGGAUCUUGACAGAACAUCAUCAGUCGCACCUCAUUCACCGUCACCGGCCAACUUUAUCUCCGGGGAUCUACACAGAGAAUUAACCGGGCCGGGGGCAACCCCAUGA
Messenger RNA from Puccinia triticina, 2028 nucleotides. RefSeq lists its product as uncharacterized. The record is from RefSeq and is a predicted model, not a curated record. Bases 1 to 2028 code for a protein of 675 amino acids. Lineage: Eukaryota; Fungi; Basidiomycota; Pucciniomycetes; Pucciniales; Pucciniaceae. The transcript has 10 exons.